Molecule: messenger RNA, 2611 nt
Organism: Andrographis paniculata
Lineage: Eukaryota; Viridiplantae; Streptophyta; Magnoliopsida; Lamiales; Acanthaceae
Product: gamma-tubulin complex component 4
Exons: 16
Coding region: 162-2393 (743 amino acids)
Biological process (GO): microtubule nucleation; mitotic cell cycle; spindle assembly
Cellular component (GO): spindle pole; centrosome; gamma-tubulin complex
Molecular function (GO): microtubule minus-end binding; gamma-tubulin binding
Source: RefSeq, a predicted model, not a curated record
UUUUGAAUUUUUUUCGCUGGUAUUUUUUUUAUAUCUUUGCCUCCCGCCGGCACUACCCAACGCUACCGACGGCGCUGUUUACUCCGGCGGAAUUACUGAAAUUCCAAAGUUAAUAGAAUCAAAUCGGCGGGUGUUGCUGGUGGAUUUCGUGCCCCGUCACAAUGCUGCACGAAUUGCUGCUUGCGCUGCUGGGUUACACCGGAGAUCUCAUAAUCGACGAGAGAGAACACCGGGUUUUCCUCCGCGUUAAUUUAUCCCCUGACGCGCCGCUCUCCGAUGAGCCGACGUUUAAGCUCGCACCUGAUGUUGACUUUGUUCAACCUUGUGAUAGGGAAGUUAUUGAGAGAGUUAUUACCUUAGGAUUUUACUACAGAGAGCUUGAACGUGUUGCUGCUAAAUCACGGAACUUGAGUUGGAUAAGAUCUUCGGGAGAGUCUCCUUUGUCAAGCGCAAUGGAAAUGUCGAAAGGGAAUAAAGCGCCUAGUGUGUAUAGGAGGGCACUGGCAAAUGGAAUCGUUGAAGUAUUGUCUGUUUACAGAUCUUGUGUUUUGCAAAUUGAGCAGAAGUUGUUGUCUGAUGCUCUGCCCAUCUUGGCAACUGUGACACAAGGACUCAAUAAGUUCUUUGUUUUGCUGCCACCUCUUUACGAGCUCAUUUUUGAGAUUGAGCGUGAUAACAUUUGUGGAGGAAAACUUCUCAAUCUUUUGCACAAACGUUGCCAUUGUGGGGUUCCUGAGUUGCAGAUGUGCAUUCAGAGGCUUUUAUGGCACGGGCAUCAAGUCAUGUAUAAUCAACUCACAUCAUGGAUGGUUUAUGGUAUCCUUCAUGACCAGUAUGGAGAAUUUUUCGUUAGGCAAGAGAGUGGUGAUUCAGACCGUGAGGCACCUGCAAAUAUACUUGAGAAGUUUGCCAGCAUGUCGACUAGUGAUGCAUCUCUGACUGAUUGGCAUCUAGGCUUCUAUAUUUCUCUGGAUAUGCUUCCUGAGUACAUCCCAAUGCACAUUGCUGAAUCUAUUCUAUUUGCUGGGAAAGCUAUCAGGGUUCUUCGAAAUCCAAGUCUUGCUGUCAAAUUUCAGGGCGCACCACCUCAUCAUCAGAUACAAAAAGGAUCACAGAGGGCUCCAGGACUUAUAGGUAGGCUUCCUCAACAGAGGGAAAGCUCUGUCCAAGCCAUAUUAACGGGAGAAGAAUUGCUUCCACAAACUGAGGCUGACAGAAUUGAAGCAAUGCUUCAAGACUUGAAGGAAUCAUCUGAGUUCCAUAAGAGAUCAUUUGAGACUGCGAUUGAAUCAAUCAAAUCUAUUGCAGCUAAUAAUCUUUGGCAGCUUGUUGUUGUGCGUGCUGACUUGAAUGGACACUUGAAAGCACUUAAAGAUUAUUUCCUUUUAGCAAAAGGUGAUUUUUUCCAGAGUUUUCUCGAGGAGAGUCGUCAGCUGAUGCGUCUACCACCUCGUCAAUCCACAGCUGAAGCUGAUCUUCUUGUUCCGUUUCAGUUAGCUGCAAUAAAGACUAUUGGCGACGAAGAUAAGUAUUUUUCCAGAGUGACUCUGCGAAUGCCAGGAGUCAUAGUUAAAUCCUCCCAUGUUGAGUUGCCAAAGGCAAGAGCCCAUUCUGAUGGGGAUUCUGGUGUCCCAUCAGAUGCUUCUGUGCGGACACCAAUUGAUGGUUGGGAUGGCAUUGCCCUUGAAUAUUCUAUUGACUGGCCUCUACAGUUGUUCUUUACCCAGGAAGUGCUCUCUAAGUAUCUCAGGAUCUUCCAGUACUUGCUUCGACUUAAACGGACUCAGAUGGAAUUGGAAAAGUCUUGGGCUUCUGCAAUGCAUCAAGAUCAUUCUGAGUUUGCCAAACGGCUCAACGAUGGUUUGAAGAACUCUCCGUCCCAACAGAGACGGCAACGAUUCAAGCCAAUGUGGCGUGUUAGAGAACACAUGGCCUUUUUAAUAAGAAAUCUUCAAUUCUAUAUUCAGGUGGACGUAAUCGAGUCUCAGUGGAAUGUUUUGCAGUCUCACAUUCAGAAUUCUCAUGAUUUUACUGAACUGGUGGGCUUCCAUCAAGAGUAUUUAUCUGCUUUAAUUUCACAAUCUUUCUUGGAUAUCGGUUCCGUGUCACGGAUUCUGGAUGGCAUAAUGAAACUCUGUUUGCAAUUUUGCUGGAUGAUCGAGAGUCAAGACAAUAAAGAAAGCACUGCAGAUCUGGAGCGCAUAGCUGAGGAAUUCAAUAAGAAAUCAAAUUCUUUAUACACUAUACUUCGCAGCAGCCGGAUUGCAGGCAGUCAGCGAGCUCCAUUCCUUCGGCGCUUCCUUUUGAGGCUCAAUUUCAAUUCUUUCUUUGAGGCAACUGCUCGUGGGGUUCUUAAUGUUGUAAAACCUCGGCCAACACUUGGCCUGCAAUGAUUCAAGGGUCUUGUUCUGUUCAUACAAUCCAUUCAGGUCACAACAUCGACAACUAUCCGUCCCAACUCGGUCUUUGUCUCGUUACAUGUUUUAAUUCCUCCCCCCCCCCCCCUCCCCCGUGUUUGUUUGUGGGUUUUAGUUUUUGGGUUUAGAUUCUUGAAUAGUAAAAAGUUGAAUUUGAAUAAUUGUUUGAUGUGAUAUAAAUAGAGGUUGAUGGA